Molecule: messenger RNA, 1017 nt
Organism: Juglans microcarpa x Juglans regia
Lineage: Eukaryota; Viridiplantae; Streptophyta; Magnoliopsida; Fagales; Juglandaceae
Product: basic leucine zipper 23-like
Exons: 1
Biological process (GO): regulation of transcription by RNA polymerase II; DNA-templated transcription
Molecular function (GO): RNA polymerase II cis-regulatory region sequence-specific DNA binding; DNA-binding transcription factor activity, RNA polymerase II-specific
Source: RefSeq, a predicted model, not a curated record
UCAGAAAAUUUUAAAUCUUUAAAUCCCGAUUCAUCUCUCAUCUUUCAGGGUUCGACAGUCGCAGAUUCAGUUCUUGAUGAUCUUUUAAAAAACGCCCGAACAUGCACCCACACUCGCCCUUGCAGCACCCCUCCCGGCCAUGAUGCGGCUCUUACACAUACACGUUAUCAGACUCACACCCAAGCUCUGGCAUCUGAAGAAGAUGAUGACACAAACAACAAAAAAAUUACCGGUUCAAGGCCAAGAAGACCUUCAGGAAACAGAGCAGCAGUUCGGAAGUAUAGGGAGAAAAGGAAGGCUCAUACAGCUUAUCUCGAAGAGGAAGUCGAGAAAUUGCGUCUUUUGAACCAACAACGGGUUAGAAAAUUACAGGGUCAAGCAAUUCUCGAAGCUGAGGCUUUGAGAUUGAAAAGUUUUCUGCUGCACCUUGGUGGAAAGAUUGAUAAUGAGUUGGGUGUUUUUCCCAACCAAAAGCAGGGUAACACUAAUGCCAUGUUGAAAAAAAGCGAUUGUGGGUUGCAGUCUGCUGGUGUGGCAAUUAGCCUACGAUGUCCGACUAAUUUACCAUCCUUCCAUCCACAUGUUGAGUCAUCAUCGCAGGCUGGUACUGGUGGAAGUGGGAAGACGGUGAUAUCUUUGGACGAACACUGCGAACCUGCAAUCACAGAUUGCCGAGCUAGCACAAAUCAGAUGGUGAAUUUUGAAGGACAAACACUGGAAACGGUGGAGACCUUGGUGUCAUCUGCAUCACAGGCAGAAUAAGUAGCAAGAGAGUUAUCAUUUGUUAGUUUCUUGUGAUCAUCCUUUCUGUAAAAUUUGCAUAAUUUCUAUCGGUAUACUGUUUUUCAAUGUAACUUACUUUUAGGGGAGAGCACUAUGUAGUAGUGCUUGUAAGAAUGAGAGUUCCAUGUUGGUAUACUAUCAAGCCUGUAUAUGCCCAUUACUGAUACAAAUUUGACUCUUUGAGCAUAUCAGUUUCGUUCUUCCCUUGAUGAAUGUGCAUAUCAGUCUUGUUAA